Molecule: messenger RNA, 474 nt
Organism: Humulus lupulus (European hop)
Lineage: Eukaryota; Viridiplantae; Streptophyta; Magnoliopsida; Rosales; Cannabaceae
Exons: 2
Coding region: 1-474 (157 amino acids)
Molecular function (GO): nucleic acid binding
Source: RefSeq, a predicted model, not a curated record
AUGGCGAAUGUCCAAGCUGAAGUGUCGAAUAGGAAAAUUAAAGGUAUCUUAGAAAAGACAGUAAAUACGUCGAGGAAGGAUUGGUCGAAGAAGCUUGAUGAUUCACUUUGGGCUUAUCGCACUGCAUUUAAAACUCCGAUUGCUUAUGAGAAUGCAAGAAUCUAUAAAGAGAAUUCGAAGGCCUUUCAUGAUAAACGGAUACUGAGGAAGGAUUUUCAACCAGGAGAUAAAGUGCUGCUAUUGAAUUCCAGACUUAUGCUUUUUCUUGGUAAAUUGAAGUCGAGAUGGUCAGGAUCGUACACGGUAGUUGCGUCACUUCCUUAUGGCACUGUGCAAGUUCAUAGUGAGAAGACAGGACAUUUUAAGAUGAAUGGUCAUAGGUUGAAGCAUUAUUUGGAGGGUCAUGUGGAAAAAUGGAAGUCCGUGGUGAUUUUGGAACCACUUUUAUCUGAAUACAAACAAGAGUCCAGCUAA